UUUCAAAAAUACCACAACAAACUGGAGUAGAACUUGAUUUCCCAUUUUAAACAUUAAUUUGAAUUUUAUGGUGUUUAACUGUUUAUCAUUUUAGGCAGCAUUAUUGUUAAUUUUAAAAGAUUAUAUUUCUUUACCGUGCCUAAAAUUGUUUCCACCCUUUGAUCACUUCAGUCAUUGUUGAUGCUAUGGAAAAUCUCCGCCAACAAGUUGUCGACUUGGCGAAAGCGGUGGAGUUCGUCGAAGGAGUGCUCGGCACGUCUGCGGUAACGUUCUCCUCGAAAAUCUCCGCAUUUUCCGAGCUAUACGAUCGCAUUGAUUCAUUGAUCAAGCAGCAGUCAGGACGCAAAAUUCUUUCAUGGAACCGCGCUGAUCACUUUCCCGAACUGCUCCAGUGGAUUGAAAAAUUCCCGGGCGCCGAUGUAUCGCAGGUGGAAAUCAAGGAAGCGCCUGGGCGCGGUUAUGGAGUUUACCUUAAAGAAUCCAUUUCCCCGGAGAGUGAAAGACCCGUGAUAAGAGUUCCUCAGUCUGCGUGCAUUACCGGUUCCUAUUCCAGUUCCUUUGCAAUCGGCCGAUGUUUAUCCAUUCUUCCUCUUCCGGAAAAUCUCAAGCUGGUCGGAAUUCUAAUGUCAGAAGUCUGUCAGCUGAAUGAAUCGCAGUGGAGCUGCUAUCUGAGAUCUCUUCCAACCGAUUUCAGCACGAUUAUGCACCUGGAUCCCGUGUCUCUUCGUUGUCUAGAAGGAUCAAUUUAUUUUGAUGAUGUUGUGCGGAGAUAUUGCAACGUUUGUAAACAUUACAUGAAUUCCGUGAUUGCCGUCGACAUUCGGGUUACCAGCAAGGGGGAGAAGAAGAAAUUCGCUUCUUUGUUCACAUUUGAGCUGUUCCGUUGGGCUUUAGAUGUCGUUAUGACCCGAUCCAAUGCUGUGCCGGUUCCUGGUUUAAAUGAACCUAUCAUAGCUUUGAUACCAUUGCUGGAUAUCAUCAAUCACGGAAAGGGCAAGGAUAAAUUUAGCUGUGUUUCGGAUGAGAGUAAAACAUUCUUCGCAGAGUUGCGGUCGACACAAGAACUUAAUGCCGGAGAAGAGCUUCUGAUGAGCUAUCAGCCAUUGUCUGUCAAAAACCGUUUAAUUAAUAACGCUUUUGUCACUGCGGACGAAGGAAUUUUCCAGCUUUUUAUUGAUUUACAAUCUCAGACGGAAGAAUCGGUGAAAUCGAUUUUGGGCGACUGCGACGCAUAUUUUCACAGGCGCGAAAAUGGCACGUGGGAAGUGCUGGGUGAAUUUCUCCCAUCCGGACAGGUCACCGAUUUAACUUUGACCGUUUUACGUACAGCUGUGGCGCUAAGGGAACGGGAUCUCUGUGUCGGAAAAGCCGUUCCCGAAAUCUUCAUCCCAACCGAACUAACUGUUGACAAGCAAGUGUACACGAUAAUUGUCCGCACGGCUACGGAAUUGCUUAACCGGUUUCCUAAAGCAUCAGCUGAAGAUGGGCAUAGUUCCGCUCUGAAGGACUGCACAAAUGUGGGUGUUGCUCAGUUGUGUCGUGAUGAGGUUGCUGUGGAAAAGGCUCGUUUGCAGUGCAUCAUUAGUCAUAACUCAGACCAGCUGAAGUCAGUGUUGAAGCUAUUAGUGAUAAGCGCAAAAGACCAACGCGUGGCUGUGGAUUCUGCAUCUUGAAAACAUAAUCUAUUUGCGAGGUUUUUGUAUGAUUUUUAACAGUUCAGCCUAUGCAGUAUAACCGUGUACAUUAGUUUUAACUCUUUUUGCAUGUCGCAACUAGUCGAAUCUGUGUCCAGUUUUGAGAACGCUAUCGUUUUUUUAAACAGAUUGUUCAGAUUUGUAGUCUCUUGAUCCAGGAAUGAAGUGACCACUGACUAUUGUAGUAUUGACUGAUCGCUUACUCGACAAAUAAACGCUU
Messenger RNA from Paramacrobiotus metropolitanus, 1914 nucleotides. RefSeq names its product actin-histidine N-methyltransferase-like. Gene Ontology annotation, molecular function: protein-lysine N-methyltransferase activity. NCBI's taxonomy places the organism in Eukaryota, Metazoa, Tardigrada, Eutardigrada, Parachela, Macrobiotidae. The record is from RefSeq and is a predicted model, not a curated record. Gene Ontology annotation, biological process: peptidyl-lysine monomethylation. Bases 186 to 1673 code for a protein of 495 amino acids. The transcript has 15 exons.